AUGUCAAGGAUCUGCGGUGAUCGAGAGCAUCGUCACGUGAGCUCUUUUGAAUUUCUUUGAAAAAAAAAGCAUUCUCAGAAUAUUUGAAUCUCUCAGAAGAAAAUGUCGAACAUGACGGAGAAAAUGAUGAGAAUUGUGAAUAAAUAUGAGAAGGAUACGGUCAAAAAGCGGAAAGUACUACGAGAUGUUUUGUACGAUUGCAGGACAAUAGGAGACAUUUUCCAGCUUCAGAAGGUUCGCCAUCACAAGCUUAAAUAACAACAAAAACAUCUCAGAUGGAAGAACCUCCAGUGCUUUCCUCAUUAAAGAAAGUUCUUCUUCCCUUCGUUUGA
This is a messenger RNA of Caenorhabditis sp. 36 PRJEB53466, 332 nucleotides long. The record is from the annotation of a GenBank genome assembly. Lineage: Eukaryota; Metazoa; Nematoda; Chromadorea; Rhabditida; Rhabditidae.